This is a messenger RNA of Funneliformis mosseae, 573 nucleotides long. NCBI's taxonomy places the organism in Eukaryota, Fungi, Glomeromycota, Glomeromycetes, Glomerales, Glomeraceae. The record is from the annotation of a GenBank genome assembly.
GCUUUAGAACCAGUUAUAUUAUCUGAUCGUGAACUUAAAAAAGAUAUACUUACAGAUGAAGAUUGGAAUAAUUUAGAACAAAUAGCAAAGUUUCUUAUAUUAUUUAAAGAAGUAACAAUUAUAAUGUCUGGAUUUACUUAUCCUACAAUUUCUACUGUAAUUCCUUUAUAUAAUCUUCUUAUUGAUCAUAUAGAAGAUACUAUUGAUAAUAUAAAUACAUUACCUUCAAUUAAAUUAGCUGCUGAAAAAUGUAAAGAAAAAAUAUUAGAAUAUUAUAACAAAACAAAUAACAUAUAUUUAUUUGCAACUAUUUUGGAUUCAAGAUUAAAAUUACAAUAUUUUAAAGGUAAAGAAUGGGGUGAUGAAUUAAUAAAAACAAUUCAAGAAAGUUUUUUAUCUAAUUAUAAUACAUAUUACAAAUCACUUAAUGAAAUAACUUCUAAUAUAUUAUAUGAAAAUGAAAAUAGAUCUAUUAUUUCAAAUAAAAGAAAUCGUUUAUUAGGAAAAACAGUAAGAUAUUGUAUGUGUUUAAAAUCAUGGUGGACUGGUCCUUUAAAUGAAUUAAAUAAUUAA